ACCAGGAACGUAGAAAUCUAUACACCAAAUCUGGUGAAAAUUUUUGGGGUUUUCUUCACUUUUCACCAUACAUGGAAGUAGGAGAGUUAAGUAUUUAAAAUUAGCACAAACAGAAACCCACCUAGGAUUCAAUGAAGUUGUCCCGGUAAGAUGAAAGAACACAGAAAAAGUAGAAGUUAAAAACAAAACAAAACAAAACCAAUAAUAAUAAAGAUCCAAGAAAUAAAAAGUAGAGGAAAACAAUAUAAAAAAGCUUUGUUCUUCACUCACUCACACAUUCAUUCAUUCACUGCCAAGAACACCACUGUCAACUUCUUUCAAGUAACUAUGCAAGAACCUGUUGGGAUUCCUGCUUGUUAUCCAACAACAAUAACCAGGUCUGGGCAGAGUGUUUUCAUGUCUGUUUUUCGUACAAAGAUCACCGACCAGUGCCAUUUGAUCACCAUCACUUGGUGCAAGAACCUGUUGCUUAAUGGUCUUUCAGUAUCAAUCUCAGGUCCCGAAGGAGAGAGUACUCAACAAUAUACCUGCAAAGUUGAGUUUAAACCAUGGUAUUUUGGGAGAAAACAAGGCUCCAAACACUUCAUCAUCGAUGGUAAUAAAGCUGUUAAUGUCUUUUGGGACCUUAAAGCAGCUAAAUUCAAUGGCGAAACCGAACCCAGUUCUGAGUACUACGUUGCCGUUGUUUGUAACGAAGAAGUUAUAUUACUUGUUGGGGAUUUAAAGAAAGAUGCUUAUAGGAAAACUGGUUGCAGGCCUGCACUUAUUGACCCCAUUUUAGUUUCGAGAAAAGAACAUGUAUUUGGGAAAAGGAAAUUUUGUACGAGGAUUAAAUUUGAUGAGAAAAGUAAGUUCCAUGAGAUAUCAAUUGAGUAUAAGAACAAGGAUGAGCCUGAAAUGGAGAUAAGGAUUGAUGAACAUUUGGUCCUUCAUGUGAAGCAUCUUCAAUGGAAGUUUAGAGGGAAUGAAUCCCUUCAUGUUGAUAAAGCAAGUGUCGAAGUUUAUUGGGAUGUUCACGAUUGGCUGUUCUGUCCUGGGUUAAGGCAUGCCUUGUUUAUAUUCAAGCCUAUUCCGCCAUUGUUGACUCAGAAAGGAAGCUGUGGUUCAUUGGAACAGGUGAAUCCAGGUGAGUCAUCUGAGUUUUGCUUGUUUCUUUAUGCUUGGAAGACCGAAUGAGUAAUAAGUUUUAACGUUUGAGAUGAUAUUAUCGAAAGUGUUUUGAGGGGAAAUUUUGAGUUUUAGGGGACGUUGAUUUGGGCCUCAAAUUCAAAUAGUAGUGAUAUUGUUGUUAGUAUGUUUAUAUUUGAUUUUAUUUUCAGGAUUUUAUGUCUCUACUUCGACAAGAGUAGAAAGGGAAAGCUUUUUAGGUAUAUCAAAAAAUCGUUUUAGUAUUUUGGUCUGAUAGGGAAAUAAAAUCAUGAGAUUAAAUCGAAUAUAAACAUCUAUUAUUCCAAAGUUUGAUUUUUUUCGUUAAAAGAGAGUAUUCUCCAAAAGAUAACCAUAAACUCGAAUAGGUACAGUAAAACAUGAAAGAUAAUAUGUAUGUCGACAUGAAAGGUUCCAUCAUCGUCAUCGUCACCAAAUGGGGAUUUCAAUCUUCAUGUUAUAUAUGGGCCAGCAUGGAGUGGUGAGGAAGCACAUUGGGUCGAUAAGGGUGUAGGAGAGAUGUCGGGAAUUUACAGCUGUGAUUGAAACAAGUGGCUAGAAUUGGACAAGACAGAUUGUAUCACAAUCACAUACUCUUUUUUUUUUUUCAUUAUUCUCACAUCUAGAUUCAUCUUGCCUUGCAAUUCGUGUAUCAUGUCUGUUGAAUGUAAAUUUUAAGAUGAUGAUAAUCAGUUUAUCUUGCAUAAA
Molecule: messenger RNA, 1854 nt
Organism: Gossypium arboreum
Lineage: Eukaryota; Viridiplantae; Streptophyta; Magnoliopsida; Malvales; Malvaceae
Exons: 1
Coding region: 328-1176 (282 amino acids)
Source: RefSeq, a predicted model, not a curated record